GUACAGCAUCCAUUACAAUGACUGCUGCUGCUGUUGUCAUUAUUGUAACAGUUUUAACUUCUUCUGCUGCUGUUGAUACAGCCUACACUUCUUCACGUUGUCUCAGGAUGGCCGUGACGGAUUUCCCGCCGUUUCUGAAGGUACAGCGCACACCAGGUGGGCUGCGGGUAUCUGGCUCAUUCACCCACAUCAAUAACAUUAUCGCAUCUUUCCUCAACACCUGCGUAGAAUAUGUGAUGCCUGAAGAUCAACGCUUUGGAAAUCUCGAAAACGACACUUGGACGGGCAUCAUUGGUCUACUCACACGCCAGGAGGUGGACAUAUCGGGGAUAUUUAUGUUCCUGGACGUGCGGAGGCAACAUGUGGUGGACGGGAGUGUUUGGAUCUACAUGGACGAGAAGAUUCUAGCCUACAAGCGACCCGAACCUAAGGCUGACCUAGGAGGCUUUGUUAAACCUUACACCGUCCUGGUAUGGUGUAUGAUCUUAUUGGCGCUGGUGGUGGUGUUCGUGGCAAUGGUGUUGACUCAACUAACCCAGGCUCGACUCCAACGCCGUCUUCAAGAGAUUAGUCUGUUGGGGAUCACUAAGGAACAGGGAACGAAAGGAUCAAGAGAGAGAAAGAAGGCGGGGGAAAGACAAGACGAGGCAGGACGAGUGGGAGAACUUGUUGACGACCGUGUGUGGACCUCCUGGCAGUGGUCAAUGGCAACACCCCUGGCUCAGUCGUCGCCAUGGAAUCCAAGGGGCAUGAGCAUACGGGUGGUGGCGGGUAUAUGGUUAUUGACAGCACUGGUGAUAAGCUCAAUCUAUCGGUCUAACCUGAAGGCCAUGUUGAUUUUGCCUAAGGUGAGCCCUCCCUUCACCAGCCUUGAGGAGCUCCUCAAAACCUCCAUCCCCUGCUACGUCCUCCAGGGCACAGUGCUGCAUGGAGAAAUUCUCACGGCGGAGCCCGGGAGUCAUCUGUACAAACUCAGGAAACAGAUGAUAUCUCACGUGGACGUCCCUAGAGCAGUGAAAGAUCUUCUUCAAGGAAAACACGCAGCCCUUAUCCCUCUCACCUCUCACUUGAACAUUCAGCACAACAACUUCUUACGGACAAGAACCUGUUCUAUAUACAUGAAACCUGCGGAUCUCAGCAGCUUCCCUCACCGGUAUCUCUUCCCCAAAGGUUCGCCUCUCGUACACAAGCUCAACCCCCUAUUAACGAGGCUGAAAGAGUCGGGUGUUCUGGACUACCUGUACUUCAGUGAUAUCUACCACGGCAUAAAAUGUCUUAAGACCACCACCACCACCACACUGCUCAGACCUCUCGAACUGGGUGACUUCUAUGGCGUGUUCUCUCUGUAUGGUGGAGGAAUGUUGAUUGCUGGUUUGACAUUCAUUCUGGAGCUGAUCGUAGGUGUUCACAGACACAAUGAGUAAGCUGUCGUGCUGGUACACUCAAGAUUCAGCACUGGCACUUCCUCUCCGUAUUAGUGCAUGUAGAAUUCAGCCGCCACAUUGAUGCACUGAACUUUAGAGGACACAUUGGCGCCCCAAGAUGAACUCUUCUAAUGAAUACUGCAUUGUCAGCCCCGGGUCUACCACAGUACCUGAAACCUUUCCAAUUUCCUGUUAAUCCGUCCACCUGCAGGCCCAACUAGGGCUGUAAUGUCCAUCCUCUUCGUUUUCUAAUUAUUGUAAUGGUGUAUAACCUGGCGCUGUGCCGUCUCCUCCACUAUGUCUUCUGAUUGGUUGGUGUAUUGUUGACUAACGUUAUAACAGUACAUUCCUUAUAUGAACUAAUUUAAGACAAUAAAAUAGCACCAGCAUUAGUGCAGAUUUUACUAAUAAGCUCUAGUUAU
Messenger RNA from Homarus americanus (American lobster), 1846 nucleotides. RefSeq names its product glutamate receptor 1-like. The transcript has 11 exons. The record is from RefSeq and is a predicted model, not a curated record. Bases 18 to 1424 code for a protein of 468 amino acids. NCBI's taxonomy places the organism in Eukaryota, Metazoa, Arthropoda, Malacostraca, Decapoda, Nephropidae. Gene Ontology annotation, cellular component: membrane. Gene Ontology annotation, molecular function: glutamate-gated receptor activity.